Schistosoma guineensis is the source of this 2304-nucleotide messenger RNA. The record is from the annotation of a GenBank genome assembly. Lineage: Eukaryota; Metazoa; Platyhelminthes; Trematoda; Strigeidida; Schistosomatidae.
AUGACAAUUCUCGAUGAGUGUCACAAGAAGUUAGCUGAUUUACAAAAACAAGUAACUCAAACAAGCAAAAAUGUUAUAAAUCGUACACAAAAGUGGCGACGUUUGUCAACUGUACCAUCUACAGAUUGUGAUGUUGUAGUAAUAUUUAAAACAGAACUUUCCGAAGAGAUUGUCGACUGGCUGAUAAAAAUUAUUAAUAACCGUGUACCUCAACUGGUCAUACAUAAACAGUUUCAUCGCACAUCAAGGCAGUAUGCGCUUUAUUUAACUGCUUCAUAUAGGGGUCUACUUACAGGUGCUGAAGAAUUAAGAAUUAAAAAGUCUCUAUUACCUGAACAUGGUGGUGGCUUACGUGAAUUUUCAGUUGAUGAAUUCAGUUUAUUCGAUAAUGUAAUGGAUGAGAAACUUUUUCUAUCAACCAGUGAACGUAGUAAUAUUGUUCAUCAUUUUCUGAUGAGUUUACGUGCUUGUCGCGAAGAUUCCGAUAUGUGUUCCAUUAAAUUUGCUAAUGAUCAAUGUAUGAUUCCAUCUCUUCAAUCCGCUGGUAUUAUCUUACAAAUAUUUCCAUUACACGAACCAAGUGAAUUAAAUAAGUUAACUAGUAUUUGGAUUCGUCGUUGGGUUGUCCUACAACCAUUAGAUGAAAUUAAAGAAUAUUUUGGUACAAAAGUUGCAUUCUAUUUUGCAUGGCUUGGCCAUUAUACAUAUUCAUUAAUAUUUCCAUCAGUUGUUGGACUUGCUGUUUGGUUAUUUGUUAAUCCUAACAAAAAUUCUUCAUUUUAUUAUUUAUUAAUGGCUAUUAUCAAUUUAAUAUGGACAUCAUUAUAUCUGGAACAUUGGAAAAGGACUAGUUCAUUUUUAGCUUAUCGCUGGGGUUCAUGGGAUACACCAAUUUCAUUAUUAGAAGAGCCUAGACCAUUAUUUAAAGGUAAAUUAUCUUUAUGCCCAAUUACCGGGAGACCUAUACGUACUUAUUCAAAAUGGAAACGUUUAUUAAUUUUAUGCUUCAUUACUACACCUAUUGUUCUACUUUCAUUAAUUAUUGUUAUUUAUAUCACAUUAAUGUAUGUUCGAUUACAAGAUAAAAUGAAUAUUUAUGCUGAUAAUAAUACAUCUGUUAUACCAAAUUUUAUAUUGGUGACUUUACCAAAGAUUUUCCUGGCUGUAUCAAUAUCAAUAAUGGAUUUUAGUUAUAAAAAAAUAGCUGUUUGGCUUACAGAUUUUGAAAACCAUCGUUUAGAAGAUGACUACAAUAAUCAUUAUGUAGUCAAGUUGAUUUUGCUUCAAUUUGUGAAUUCAUUUUAUUCCCUAUUCUACACAGCAUUUUAUCUGAAAGAUUUGGAAUUAUUAAGAAAGCAACUUGUAACAUUACUACUUACUCGGCAAAUAAUUGAUUCAAUCAGAGAAAUUUUUUUACCACUUGGUCACUCACGUUUACGACAAGUAUGGUUAUCAUUAAAAUAUGAACAGAGAUGCUUAGCUGAACGUAAUAAGUUAAAAUCUGAAGAUAAUAAUGGUUCAUUAUCAACAUUCAACCCUUCAUCAUCAUCAUCGUUAUCAUUAGCACAACCCAGUAAAACAGAUUCAGAUGUUGAUAAAUGUUCAAUAUUACCUGAAAAUAAAAGUCAAUGUGUUGAUAAUAACAUAACCAGGAUGGAUGUUGAUGUGAAUUCAGAAAUCCUUAUCCAUCAACGAAUCCAAAAAGUCACUGAAAAAAAUGAGUUAAACAAUAAUUCAAAAUCUUUCGAUAAUUCAGAAGAAACACGAAUAACACCCGCUGAGAGAGAAGCUACACUGUUACGUUAUGAAGAUCCAACCGAUGAUUUCUUAGAAAUGUUUAUUCAAUUCGGUUAUGUAAGUAUGUUUACUGGCAUAUUUCCAUUAGCCGGUUUAUUGGCUUUUAUGAAUAAUGUAAUUGAAAUACGAGGUGAUGCAUAUAAAUUAUCAACUAGUUAUCAACGUCCAUUUGGUCAAUUUGCAAAUAGUAUUGGUAUUUGGCAAUUAGCAUUAGAUGUUGUCAGCUAUAUAGCUGUCAUUGUGAAUAUUGCUUUACUUGGCAUAUCUGGAACUGUACAACGUCUGUUUCCUAAUUUAUCUGCUUCACAGUUGAUUAUUUUUCUUGUUCUGAUUGAACAUGCAAUAAUCAUAACACGUGCUGCGAUCAGUGCACUUGUUCCGCAUACGCCUACUUCUGUUGUACUUCAGAUAGCUAAAUUAGAGCAUCGUAGACGAGAAGCCCUUAAGAUACUUGAACGUGAAUCGAUGCGUGAACAUCAACGUCAACAAUCACCUUCUAAUAUAUGA